Maniola jurtina (meadow brown) is the source of this 1167-nucleotide messenger RNA. Its product is annotated as aldo-keto reductase AKR2E4-like. Lineage: Eukaryota; Metazoa; Arthropoda; Insecta; Lepidoptera; Nymphalidae. The transcript is spliced from 7 exons. Gene Ontology annotation, molecular function: oxidoreductase activity. Bases 91 to 1110 code for a protein of 339 amino acids. The record is from RefSeq and is a predicted model, not a curated record.
UCUCAGUUGUGUUGAAUGUUAUCAAUGCAAAACAUAUAAAUUAAAUAAUUCUAUUGAAAAAUUUGCAUUGAUAAUAAUUUUGCCGUUAAAAUGUUACUUGUAGUAAUUAUUUCAAUACUGUUCAAAGUUGUAGAGUCAAUCGGUGAUACAAGUGAAAGGAGACUGAUGAACGAUGGCAACUGGAUGCCAUCUACUGCCUUUGGUACCUAUAUGCCGGACCCAGGUAACCUGAAAUACAUGACCCAAGCAGUCAAAUGGGCAAUCCAAGCAGGAUAUAGGCACAUAGACACCGCCGAUCUGUACGCAAGCGAGGUCAAUAUAGGUGUGGCCAUGAAGGACCUCAUGAAACGAGGUAUCGUGAAUCGGACAGAAAUGUAUAUAACUACAAAGCUAUCAUUCUCAGUUGUCACGUGUAAGGAAGUCAUGCAAUCUAUGCAAGGUAGUUUAAAAAGACUACAGUUACAAUAUUUGGACAUGACCCUUAUUCAUACACCGCGCAAUGUGCUAAACUUAAAGAAUCGCGAUUAUUUGGUGAUUUGGAAAUGUCUUGAAGGGGCCAAGCAAAUGGGUUUGACGAGAUCUAUCGGUGUUUCAAAUUUCAACGCCACGGAAAUCAACAGGAUCCUAGUUAAUUCAAAAACCCCACCAGCCGUUAACCAGAUUGAGACGAAUCCUACCUUCACGCAUUUGGAGUUAGUAGCUUAUUGUCAAAGCAAAGGCAUCGUUGUAACUGGAUACGCACCUUUUGGUUUCCUCGUGCCAAGACCAUUCAAUGAUUUAGCAUUACCGCCCACUUUUGACGAUCCCAUAUUGGUGGGGAUGGCCGAGAAAUACUGUGUAGACGUCAGUCAGAUUGUCCUGCGGUAUUUGGUUGAACGCCACAUAAUACCAAUCGCUGCAUCAUUAGACAAGGAACACAUUCAAUCAAAUAUAGACAUUUUCGAUUUUACUUUAUGCCCAGAAGACGUCCUCAUCAUUAAUGAAUACGACAAGAAUAUUAAGGUCCAUAUAAUAGAUUAUGAUGGACUGGAAGAAGAGAUGCUUUAUAUGUAUAGAUAUUUGAAGAGAUUUGCCCGAGAGAACAAUUUGAAACAGUUUAGGAAUGUUUAGUACUUAGUUCUGGAAUCAGCUGCACCGUUUUUAUAAUAAUACCUAUUUGAAACUUCU